Toxotes jaculatrix (banded archerfish) is the source of this 1377-nucleotide messenger RNA. RefSeq lists its product as uncharacterized. The transcript is spliced from 5 exons. The record is from RefSeq and is a predicted model, not a curated record. The coding region runs from base 143 to 1198 and encodes 351 amino acids. Lineage: Eukaryota; Metazoa; Chordata; Actinopteri; Toxotidae.
UUAUGGUUGCAGCCACUUCCGACGCCGUGUAUCAACACUAACGAAAUGACAGCAAAGGUGUGUAUUUACAGGUGAACAGGAGAAAUGAGCGUGUUGGUGCUGGGAGGAGAGUUGUGUGACAGGACUCCUCAGCAGAUCCACAAUGGGGAAUGUGCAGAGUUACGUCGUCCCCUCUCUCGCUGUUUGUUCAGUGUAUUUAGUUUAUGUUCACAUUUACUGUUCUCACAAGCUGCUGAAAACAAACGUACUCACCAGCGACAAACUUCCCAGUUUCUGGUAUCUGUACAUCAAAUAUGUGACCAGAGCUCUGACUCGGAGAGCAGGCUUCCUGCACACAGCCAGCACAGAGAAGUGUGAAGCUGGUUACACGGUCCUCAGGUGCAGGCUGGAGACUCCCAUGUUGAGGAGGUUCUGCAGUGCAGGAGGUUAUGGUUGGGAUUAUCCUGACACUGAAUACAGAGACAUACCACUGUGCUUCCCUGAGGUUCUGUGUGGAAGACUGCUGCUGAUGCUGCUCACCGACGAAAACUUCAGGCUCAGCCCAGCAGGUCUGGUUCGUGUGUGCCAGAGUUUGAAAACCUUUCAGCCAAUCGAUGAACUGAAGAAAGGUCCGUUCACGCUGCAAGUCCGAGUCCUGGUGUACCGGCAAAUCGAUGCAGGGGUGGAGGUGGACAUCUGUUUGUCUGCCACUUCUCGUUCUGGAUGCCCAGUGUGGGAAAGCGUCCUGACGCUGCUGUCCAAAAACAAGCUCCACAAAGCCAGCAGAGGCUUAACAGAGAGUGAACGUGAAAGCCAACCAGAUGAGCCUGUGCCAAAAAACAUGAAGCAGGUAGAGCUCAGAGUUCCCUGGAGAAACAGCCUGCAGUGCUUAAGGUCCUUCCCUGACUACUCCCUUUGCCGGCUCCUCUCUCUACCAGCCAGGCUCUUUGGCUGCAGAUUGCAGAGCGCUCCAAGUCUCUGGAUGCUGUCGGUCUGCUUGGCUGAAAUAGAAAAACACAAAGGGGUUGAAGUCAUCACAGCUCCCGUCAGCAUCACUGCCCAUUAUAAGGAGCCUCUGCUGGUACCAGGCAAAGUGACAAUCAGGUUUUGGGAGACGACCAGAAACGGGGGUCAGUCUUCUGCCAAAGGCCUGAGCUUCCACAUGCAGCAACAUGGAAGCAGCACGUAUCAUGUGGUGGGACAGAUUUCUAGGUCUUGAUUAAUGUGGAGUGUUGAUAUAUGUAAUGCUGUCAAAUUAAUAAAUAACAAUAAAGUUUUAAUAUUUUACAAUCAGCAUAUGAUGUUUACCAUUCAAGCCUUUUCUCAUAUGAUACAACAGAAUUACAACAGAAUUGUGUAUAUACUGUAAAAAAACAAACAAACAAAUGACUGUUUAUA